CUCAAAUGUACGCUCACUAUGUAUGCAAAAAGUAAAAGCCUACGCUACAUACCCGCUGGGGAGCCACCCUAGCGGUGAUAUCAGUCUUUACAAAGCAAGCUUGCUCAAGCAUCUCGGAACUUCCGGAGGAGAACCGGAGUAAAAAGGAAGACAAAGAACAUCAAGGACAACCCCAGGGAAUGGAAGGCCAUAUAUAUUCAUCAAUGAGGAACCAGAACAUAUAUCAAGCCGUAUAACUUGACAAGGACCAAAUAAUUGAACGAACGAUAUGCCACCGGCAGUACGAAGUAAAAUCACAGCGGAAGACUUGAAAGACCUACGCGGGAAGGUAGCGAUCGUCACUGGUGGAAACACUGGAAUCGGGUACGCUACAAUCCAGUUUCUUGUUCGACAAGGCGCCAAAGUGUACAUGGGUUCACGGAAUGAAGAUAAGGCUAAAGCAGCUAUCGAUGAGCUGGAAGCCGAGCUUCGGAACUAUACCAAGGCAGAAAAUAAUGGUGGCAGUGUGCACUGGCUUCGACUCGAUUUGUCGGAUCCACGUCUCGUAAAAGAGACAGCACUUGCAUUUCUUCGGAAGGAAGAGCGACUAGAUAUCCUUGCGACAGAUGGUGCACAGAGGUUCAAUAAUGGGAUGCAUCAAUCUAUGGUUGUGAAUCACAUCAGCCAUUUCCUGUUCACUGAGAUACUACUCCCUCUCCUGAAAAGUACUGCAGCUCAGGAUGACUCUGAUGUCAGAAUCGUCAAUGUUACAUCUAUGUAUCACACUCGGGUAAAAGUCGAAUCAUUUGUGGGAAAGAAGAGUUUCAGCAAGGAUUACGGAGACACUCUGAGUGGUCACCUCUACGUGUACGGAGUCUCAAAACUAGCUAACAUCCUGCACAUCAAACACCUGCAAGCCCAACUGAAUUCCGAAUCAGCCAGGAUAACUUGCAUCGCCGUUCAUCCUGGUACCGUACGCACGACCGGUGUCCAAAGGUUUUUUGAUUCUAUACGUUUCUUCGGGUGGUUUCUCCAAAAGGUUGUUGAGCCUAUAUGGUUCGUAUCGUGGACACAAGGCGCAAUGACCUCUGCCUUUGCAGCGGCAGGAAGGGAAGUGGCUGCUGCUAGGGAGAGUACUGAUGAGACCAAAAGAAAGAUGUAUGAGGGAGCGUAUCUGACGCCUGUUGGGAAGAUCACUAAGCCGUCUGAGAAUGCAAUGGAUGAGAGGUUGCGGAAGGAAUUGUAUGAGACGACGAUGGAAGUGUUGAAAGAGAUGGGAUUGUAG
This is a messenger RNA of Lentinula edodes (shiitake mushroom), 1264 nucleotides long. RefSeq lists its product as uncharacterized. The coding region runs from base 269 to 1264 and encodes 331 amino acids. The record is from RefSeq and is a predicted model, not a curated record. NCBI's taxonomy places the organism in Eukaryota, Fungi, Basidiomycota, Agaricomycetes, Agaricales, Omphalotaceae. The transcript has 6 exons.